Molecule: messenger RNA, 1059 nt
Organism: Scomber japonicus (chub mackerel)
Lineage: Eukaryota; Metazoa; Chordata; Actinopteri; Scombriformes; Scombridae
Product: zinc finger protein 69 homolog
Exons: 4
Coding region: 1-1059 (352 amino acids)
Biological process (GO): central nervous system development; regulation of transcription by RNA polymerase II
Cellular component (GO): nucleus
Molecular function (GO): DNA-binding transcription factor activity, RNA polymerase II-specific; RNA polymerase II cis-regulatory region sequence-specific DNA binding
Source: RefSeq, a predicted model, not a curated record
AUGACUUCAGGUCAGCGUUUGAGAGAGUUAAUCAACGAGCGACUAACUGCUGCUGCUGAAGAAAUAUUCCGACAUUUUCAAACAACUAUCUCAGAGUACGAAGAAGAGAUCAACCGUCAGCGCAGACUGCUGGAUAUCGUUUGGAAACCUGAAAUAAAGUUACACAGAACAGAGCUCCCACAGCAGCAUGUCUGUGAGGAGGAGGAGGUUCUUACUGACCAGCAGCUCUGUGACCAGGAGAGGAACUCAUGUCUGGACCAAGAGGAACCAGAGCCUCCACAGAUUCAAGAGGAACAAGAGCCUCCACAGAUUCAAGAGGAACCAGCGCCUCCACAGAUUAAAGAGGAACCCUGCAGCAGUCUGAAGAUAGAACAGCUGAUACUGAAGCCGGAGACAUUAACCUUGAUGUGGACUCCUACUUGUGAGGAAAGUGAAGAUCAGACUCUGGACUUGAGUCCUGAUGAAACUCAGAUUGUGGCAGAGAAAGAGCAGGUCCUCUCUCAUAACUCUCAAGUAGCUGAGAGCCAAGAUCACAAAGGAGGCCAACACGAAGACUCAGGAUCAACUAGAAAUGCAGAACCAAAACCACAGAAGAGACAUCAAAGUAGAGAAAAUAACAACACUGAAGACAAGUCUACCACGUUACAGAUACAGAGUAAUACAGAGACACAAUGUUUUAAAUGUGAUACUUGUGGCAAAUCAUUUAAGGUAAGGGCCAAUUUGCGCAGACAUCUCAGAGUCCACACAGGUGAGAAGCCGUAUACAUGUGACACUUGUGGGAGAAAGUUCUCUGAGCUGUGCGCAUUAAACAUUCACAAGAGAGUCCACACAGGUGAGAAGCCAUACCCAUGUGACACUUGUGGGAAAAGAUUCCCUCUGCAGCACACAUUAAAAGUGCACAUGAGAACACACACAGGUACCGCCCUCCUCCCCCAACUGAUUAACGCAGCUGUGGCACAUCAGGCCUGGCGUUUAAGAACCCCUGGGAAGCUGGUGCCGGGGCAGUUGGCCUUCCGGCAGCGUGCCAAUCAGAGCUGUGUGCGCGUGUCCAGUGUCUAG